Hydatigera taeniaeformis is the source of this 921-nucleotide messenger RNA. Lineage: Eukaryota; Metazoa; Platyhelminthes; Cestoda; Cyclophyllidea; Taeniidae. The record is from the annotation of a GenBank genome assembly.
AUGAGUGGAGAUGAUGAUAGCGACGAGGAUUAUAUGUCCGACAAAUUCUUGAAUCUACCGGUAAAGCCUUUAUGUUCAGGUCUUACGCCGAAAUUCGUGGGGAAGUGCAGUGCAGGGCAACGUCCGCAUUUACCUCAGCCAAAGUAUGGCGGAAAGCAGAUGGACGUUAGGCGAGAAGAGGGCUUAAAGAGACGCAUUGGAGAAGAUAAUAUUGGCUACAGGUUGAUGCUUAAAAUGGGCUUUAAGGGCGACGGUGGAAUAGGUAAAAAAGCUGAAGGUCGCUCUGAACCAUUACCCAUUGAAAUAAUUGAUGGACGAAGAGGUCUUGGUCUGCACAACAUCAAGAAAAGACGGGACGAAGCUAUUGCUGCGGCUAGAGAACAGCGUGAAUCCGAGCUAUCUGCUUUCCAAUCUGACUUUCGUGCUUCAAUGGCCUUAAGAUUUCGAAUGGAGCGCGCUCAACGUCAGUUAAUGGCUGCGCGUUCCAUAUGCAAGACACUUGACUUGGCGCGGUCACUGGAUCAGCCAGUUGACAAGGAUUUCUGGCCUCCGGAUGGGAAUAGGGCAAAGCUACUUGCUCAUUCAGAACUGAUACGCCGGGAAAUUUGUCGUUCUGGUCCUCGUAGCAGCCACAAAAAGAAGCGAGUUCAGCAGAAUGAUGUCGGUGGCGCGAGAGACUCAGACGAACAUGGGAAUGACUAUGAUACUGCUCUGGGAAUCGAGUCUGAUGAGGAAGAGUAUUGCGACAUUGAUGCAGCCCAGCAUGGCCCUAUAGAGUCUCGACCCGACAUAACUUUAUCUCGCCUCUCCAACUACUUGAGGGAGUCGCACUUCUACUGCUUCUGGUGCGGUGUCCAAUACUCAAAUAGGUCCAAUCUCGAGGCCACUUGUCCUGGGCCAAUGGAAGAAGAUCAUGGAUAA